AUGGCGGCGCUGCCGGCGUCGCCCAGCGGGGCGCCCUGCGCGCGCGCCACGUACGCCAGCGAGAGGACGCCCCUGGCGGGCUGCUGCUUCAAUAAUGCGGAAGACCCUACAAAUACGCCGUCUGAUGGUGAUCCUCCGCAGCAUAGAAAGACGGGUGUUGCAGUUGCUGCUAAAAACAUUGCUAUGCCUAAUGUGGAUGAUGAUGAUGACUUUGAGCCACCCAAAAAGAAGUGCAAUAUCUCAAUGGAUGCCCCAAAUAAGACGCAGAAGCUAGACCCCAGGGACAUGACUCUUCGUAUUGGUCCAGACAAAGAACUCAAAAUCACCAAGCAGACUGUCCAUCAGAUAUUGGGUCUUCCAAAUUUGGGUGGUGGAAAGCCCCUUAAUAUUAAUGAAGCGAACGCUGCGGCAACACUUCGGGCCUCAUUGAAUAUUAGCAAGGAUGAGUUUGUUAUUUCAAAGCUCCAAGACAGAUUGAGGCUAGGCCAGGAUGAUGAUCUUUCUAUCAGAUGUUUUUUUCUCAUUCUCUUCAACCGGCUGCUAUUCCCAACAGCUAGCUGGUCUAUUUCUUUCAAUGAGGUUGUACUUACAGAAGAAAUGGAGCGAUUCCCUCAAAUUGAUUGGUGCCAUCUAAUUUUUAGUGACUUAUGUGAGGCUGCCCAGAGAUGGCACAACAGGAGCAUUAACAAUGUGUCGGCGACGAUAUAUGGCUGUUCCAUCAUUGUUCUUCUGUAUUAUUUGGAUCAUUUGCAUCAUGCUGCUGCUCCAAACAACAAAAAUGGCACUCCACGCAUAAAGUAUUUUAAUAAGAAUAUUAUAAGGGCAUUGUCAAUGGCCGAUAAGCGGAAGCCUCGCCAGGGUGGUGAACCAUUUGGUGUUUGCCCUUUUCGUAGCAGCAGUGAGACAUGUUACGUCUCAAAAUCGCCAACUACUUGCCAGAUUGAGUUUCCUAUGAGGCCAGAAACUUUUGAUGAAGACCCAAAUCAACAUGAUCGACUUCCCAAUAUAAUCAUCCAACUCCCUCUUAUGCAAGACUUGAUGGCAAAUAAGAUUCAGAUGCUUCCUGUACAUCAACGCCAGAAGUUCCAAGCUACGUUGAUUGAUUAUGACUUAGAGGUUGGCAAAAUAUUUGCCUCUAUCAAGCAAUGUUUGAAUACUAUUGGUACAAAGCAUUCCAAUCUAGCUGCUACAUUUGGAGAAUUGAUUGAUGAGGUUCUUUGGGCCGAUGAAUCUGUUACACCAAAUACUCAAGGUCAGACAGUGGUAGGUGUCACAGUUGACAAUGAUUCUGGACCAGUAUUUGACAAGACUCCUAUUGGGAGUGUUUCUGCACCAGGUCUCUUCUUAUCUGAAUUAGAAUGUGCUCGCGCUCUUCGGGCAUACUUGUGUUCUAAGUUCAUUGAAUUGGACAGAAAUAUAAUUGACUUUGGUGAACAUCGCGCCAAUUGUUGUGACAUACAACAAUCUUUUGCUGAUGGCGCAUGUCUCGACAACGUGUUUAUGCAAUGUUUCAUUGAGUGUGUCUGCGAUGACUGGUCUAAACAUAUUCCUCCACUCAAUGCUCACCAGCUCAUUCUAGAUGUUAAUGUUGGGGCUAUAUUGAACUUUGAGGAGCAGGAGCAACAUAGUAAGUCUCCUCGUCCAUUUGACCCUUCAGUUUUGGAGAGUUACCUAUUGAAGACACUGCCUUCUUUCAAGCAGCUGGAUGACUACAAAUCAAUAAUGGUACCCAUGCUAUGUUCUGGACAUUGGACAUUGUAUGUUGUUAAUCUUCAGAUUGGACGCAUACAUGUGUUAGAUUCCAACCCUUAUGGACCAGAGAUGGGUGGGACUAUCUGGAAAAAUUACCAUUGUAUACCUAUAGAUUUGGGUGAUAGGAAGGUUUCAUGGGCCAGGUUAAUGAUGAGUAGGCUCAAUCUAGCUAUUCAAAAUGCUCGACCAAGAUCAGCUCUCCCUGCUUUUUUGAAGUACCCUAUUGAACUCAUGAAUAACUGCCCAACAAUGAAAUUGGGGUCUAAUGAUUGUGGAUUCUUUAUCAUGAGAUAUAUGCAGAACUACGACUACAUGGUUGGAGCUAUGAAUGCAGUCAUUGAUCCGGAUAAUUCAGAGGACAUUUGCUCUCUUGUACUGCAUUAG
Zea mays is the source of this 2136-nucleotide messenger RNA. RefSeq lists its product as uncharacterized. Gene Ontology annotation, molecular function: cysteine-type peptidase activity. The transcript has 12 exons. The coding region runs from base 1 to 2136 and encodes 711 amino acids. Gene Ontology annotation, biological process: proteolysis. The record is from RefSeq and is a predicted model, not a curated record. Lineage: Eukaryota; Viridiplantae; Streptophyta; Magnoliopsida; Poales; Poaceae.